This is a messenger RNA of Penicillium taxi, 393 nucleotides long. RefSeq lists its product as uncharacterized. Gene Ontology annotation, molecular function: zinc ion binding; DNA-binding transcription factor activity, RNA polymerase II-specific. Bases 1 to 393 code for a protein of 130 amino acids. Gene Ontology annotation, biological process: regulation of DNA-templated transcription. The record is from RefSeq and is a predicted model, not a curated record. NCBI's taxonomy places the organism in Eukaryota, Fungi, Ascomycota, Eurotiomycetes, Eurotiales, Aspergillaceae. The transcript is spliced from 3 exons.
AUGGAAGACGGAAGAUUCAAUAUCGGAUUUGUGCUGUUCAGCCAAAGUACCGUAGUCUGCAGUGAGUGUGUUGCAAAUAAGACAAGAUGUAAUCGUAGCCGACCAAGUUGCUCAAAAUGCUCGUUGUGCAACCAUUCUUGUCAACAUACCGGCCUAGAAGCAAGCGAUGAUACUGCAACAUACACUUCGUUGAUAUUCCAGCCACCCUCGAUCCGGUUUGGUAUUGAUCUUCAGAGUUCUUCGUUCCUGACCAAGGAUGCUGGCCGAGGAGUUCCAGCUUCCCCUAUUAUCUCAUUUCACUCAUAUCGCACCAGAAAAUUAGCUACCAUUGCCGCUAGUGAAUUGCAUCACACUUUCCAAGAUGUGGCAUGGCCGAUGCAAAGAGGUGGAUGA